Messenger RNA from Corticium candelabrum, 762 nucleotides. RefSeq names its product complement C1q and tumor necrosis factor-related protein 9-like. The transcript is spliced from 10 exons. The record is from RefSeq and is a predicted model, not a curated record. Bases 40 to 762 code for a protein of 240 amino acids. Lineage: Eukaryota; Metazoa; Porifera; Homoscleromorpha; Homosclerophorida; Plakinidae.
GACGCGUUAUGUCAUUGUGUUUUCUGAUUGCAGAGCGACAUGAACAUUAUCGUCUUCGUUGCAAUUGUUUGCUGCUUUCUCCGCGUCCGAUCAUUAACUCCUAAAACUGGAGACUCUACAAACUCUGAAGAUCCAGAAGUUCAAGUCUGUCAACCGCUAAAGUCUUAUCUCAAACGAACUCAGAUGGUGCGUCUUGACAACGUGUCUGGCAUUGGCGGAAAAGGAGAGAAAGGAAGUCCAGGGGAAAAGGGUCCAAGAGGCCCCCAAGGCAUUCGAGGAUCAAAGGGAGAAAUCGGUAUCCAAGGUCCAGUAGGUCCUAGGGGUGAUCGUGGAUUACCCGGAGCAAAGGGAGAAGCCGGACCACAAGGUCGUCCCGGUCUAGAGAUGAGUGAAGAUGUGUUGAAACGCUAUUUUUCUCCAGUCAAGGGACUGGCAGAGAGGAUGAAAGAACUGGAGGAUUGGAAAGAAGAGUGGACAAAGAAUGAGAGUAGAGUGACUGUUGCAGCACAUCUUGUAGGAUCAGGCAGUUGGUAUACUAUAUCAGAUGCCAAUAGUGGCAAUUACAUUCAACCUUACAUUAGAGUUAAUGGCCAUCUUGUUUUACGCAUUCAAAGCUACCAUCGUUAUAGUGAAGCCAAAACCAAGCACGCUGGUCUACUGCAGCAGCUGAAAAAAGGUGAUAGCGUUGACAUAUAUGGUGGAAGAUAUCGACACUACAUGGGCUCUACUCAUUCAGUUUUUGGUAUUUUUAAAAUCGACUAG